Messenger RNA from Giardia duodenalis, 330 nucleotides. RefSeq names its product Ribosomal protein L30. Bases 1 to 330 code for a protein of 109 amino acids. The transcript has a single exon. The record is from RefSeq and is a predicted model, not a curated record. Gene Ontology annotation, cellular component: cytosolic large ribosomal subunit. Gene Ontology annotation, molecular function: structural constituent of ribosome; RNA binding. NCBI's taxonomy places the organism in Eukaryota, Fornicata, Diplomonadida, Hexamitidae.
AUGUCCACCAAGGUUGCAACAAAGAAGGCGCAGGAUUCCAUCUCUCUCACGCUCACCCUAGUUGUUAAGUCAGGCAAAUACACCCUUGGGACUGAUCAGGCUAUAAGGAAUAUACGAGACGGAAAGGCACAGCUGGUCUUCAUGGCCAACAACUGUCCACCUUUGGUAAAGUCUCAGGUUGACUACCUUUGUCACCUAUCGAAGACCCCUGUCCGUGUCUUUGCUGGAUCUUCCCGUGAGUUAGGAAUAGCCGUUGGUAGACAGUUCAAUGUUUCUAUCAUGACUAUUCUCGAAGCGGGGGAUGCUGAUCUCACGAGCAUCCUCGGUUAA